ACAUACUUUGCUUCUUCCUAAAUAAACAAAAAGAUAAAAAGAAGCCAAAAUCAUCUGAGGAAGUUAGGCCAACGGUUAUAGUAGUUCUGUAAAAAUUCACUUGAAAUCAAAGCAAUAGGGACUGUUUGAUUUUUGGUCACCAUCUGAACCAAAACUUCACCCUCCAUCUGUCAUGUUUGUUCAACCCCAUAACCUAUUUCUCUUCUUAUUCCCUCCUUUUUAUUCCCACUUUCAUUUCUCUGUUCUCUAUUCUAAUUUCCCAUCUUGUUCACUUUUUUAAAGGUGGGAACUUUAAUUUUUUGUUGAAGUUCUUGAAAUUUAAAUAUUAAUACUUGAGUUAUGAAAUAGGUUGAGUUGGGGAGAUUGUGCUUCUCUUUGCGAUAGCAGCUCUGUACCGACUGAAUCACUCUUUUCGUGUCAGUGAUGAACCAUACGAGCUGGUUAGAUACGUGGGGCCCGAGGGCUCGUAGUACACCUUGAUUGCUCCACCCUUUUCUUCACUUAAAGGUGGGAACUUUUUUGUUGAAAUUUUUGCAUGCAAAAACCAUUUUUAAAGAUUGAAACUUGGGUUGUGAAAUAGGUUGAAUUGGGUCAGUUUUGCUUCUUCUUGCAAGCAAGGUCACCACUGUAUCGACUUAAUCACUCUUUUAGUCUAAACUUAGAAACUGGUGAACCACGCAAGCUGGUUAGAGAGGUGGGGCAAAGGGCUCGUGGUACUCCUUUGAUUGAUCCACUCUUUUCUUCACCUCACUAGUAAAUCACCUACAAAAGGGGCAGGCCUACAUGCCUUAUUUCAAAGGUAUUAUUACUGAUGACAUAUUAGUAAAAAGUUGAAAGUUCCUGGAAAUUUCUCCCUAUUGACAAAUCCUGUAGUGGUGUCAUUAUUUCCAAUCAUGAAUAGCCGUUACUUUAUUACAACAGACUCAUUGUGUAAUAGUCCUAGGAUUAUUGUUCCAGAAAGAAUGGAUCUUGAUGUAAGAAGAACACCUUCUUCUUCUUCUUCAUUCUUGAUUAGAAUGGCAAUUAGAGUAUCAAGAUCAAGGAUUUUCAGUUUCUUAAGAAGAGUAUUUCAUUACCAAAAUAGUUCAAGAUCACAACUUGGCUCAAAUCCAUUUAAUUCAGUGACUUGGAUGAUGAUGGAGUGUAUAGCUUUAAGUGUCCAGAUAAUUGCAACAGCAUAUACAUUGGUUGUUUCCAAAAAGGAAAGGCCUGUUUGGCCAAUGAGGAUUUGGGUUUUUGGAUAUGGUUUUGGUUGUGUCAUUAGUUUGGUUCUGCUUUAUUGGAGAUAUUGGGCAUUAUAUGUCAGGCAAACAGAUGAUUCUGCUGCAAAUUCUGAUAUUGAGCAGCAAAUAAGCCACGACGAAUCAAGGGUGUUGUCGCCCAGGAUGGAAAGAUGCAGGACAUGUAUAGAGCUAUUCUUUGCCAUAUGGUUUGUGAUGGGGAAUGUUUGGGUAUUUGGUUCAAGAUUUGGAUCAUUUCAUCAUGCUCCUAAACUUCAUGUGCUCUGCAUAUCACUACUAGCUUGGAAUGCUGUCACCUACUCUUUCCCCUUCAUAUUAUUUGUACUGUUGUGUUGUUGUGUGCCAAUUUUGAGUAGCCUUCUGGGCUACAACAUGAACAUGGGAUCUGUUGAUAAAGGUGCAUCUGAUGAACAACUCUCCAAUUUGCCUAGCUGGAAUUACAAGGAAAAUAAAGAGGAGAUUAAAAGUUCUGCUAUGGAUAAUGAAAAUGCUGAAUGUUGUAUCUGUUUGGCUAAAUACAAAGACAAAGAAGAAAUCAGACAAUUGCCUUGUUCUCAUAUAUUCCAUCUCAAGUGUGUGGAUCAAUGGCUCAAAAUUCUCUCUUGUUGUCCUCUUUGUAAACAAGAAUUGGAGAGGUAAAAAAUGCAAGAAAUUAAGCUCAUGAUCAGAGUAUUGAUACUGCAUUUUCCUUUUAAUUUUUUUCAUAAUUUUCUUUAAAAAAAAGUUCAAGAUAAAUUGCAAUGUAACACAUAGUUACUAGAGUGAGCAAAAGUUUUUGUAAAUUAUAGUUCACCAGUAACUAUGCUGCUAUUGAAGUGAGCAUUUGGACGAAUCAAGAGAAGUUGAUGGGCUGAAGUGUUGUUUUUUCUUUAUGGGGAGAUAUUAUUAUUUAACUCUCCCUAAUAUUACUUUGUAUCUCUAACAUUACCAUUCUCAAAAAAAAAAAAAAAAUUGUAUCUCUUUUUGUAUGAGUACCAGUAUGAAUGUAGAAAUCAAUAGCUCUUAAUAAAGGA
Messenger RNA from Lycium barbarum (goji berry), 2254 nucleotides. RefSeq names its product E3 ubiquitin protein ligase RIE1-like. Lineage: Eukaryota; Viridiplantae; Streptophyta; Magnoliopsida; Solanales; Solanaceae. The transcript has 3 exons. The coding region runs from base 894 to 1880 and encodes 328 amino acids. The record is from RefSeq and is a predicted model, not a curated record.